GGUCCCGGACCGCCCGAGCGGGCGGGGGGCGGUGGCGCGGCCCGCUGGGUCCGGCUGAACGUGGGCGGCACCUACUUCGUGACCACCAGACAGACCCUAGGCCGGGAGCCCAAGUCGUUCCUCUGCCGCCUCUGCUGCCAGGAGGAUCCGGAGCUGGACUCGGACAAGGAUGAGACAGGGGCCUACCUGAUUGACAGGGACCCCACCUACUUUGGUCCUAUCCUAAACUACCUCCGCCACGGGAAGCUCAUCAUCACCAAGGAGCUGGCCGAAGAAGGCGUGCUGGAAGAGGCAGAGUUUUACAACAUCGCGUCUCUGGUGCGCCUGGUUAAGGAAAGGAUACGGGACAACGAGAACAGAACGUCGCAAGGCCCCGUGAAGCACGUGUACCGCGUCCUGCAGUGCCAGGAAGAGGAGCUCACGCAGAUGGUCUCCACCAUGUCUGACGGCUGGAAGUUUGAGCAGCUCAUCAGCAUUGGAUCUUCCUAUAACUACGGAAAUGAGGACCAGGCAGAAUUCCUCUGCGUUGUGUCCAGAGAACUAAAUAAUUCCACCAAUGGCAUCGUCAUAGAGCCGAGUGAGAAGGCAAAGAUUCUUCAGGAGAGAGGGUCUCGGAUGUAAACUCCAGGAUCCUGAAGGUCAAGAGAGCAACCCAGCAGAGCACCCUGAAGUUCACUCUUGCUCCUGUACAGUAACCGAGCUACUGCAAAGCAACGCUGAGCCUGGCACCAGCCAAGAAGUUUCUGGUCAAAACCAAAGGCGCCCCGCCCCCCACAGGAACCCAGGACAGAUGCACCUUCCAGCGCAGAAGCCUGCUUUUGUUUCCUCAGCCAGUGUCAUCAGAUCUGUACAGCAGCGCAGGGCUGGGUUCCCAGGCAGCGCCCUUCUGGGGGAAGGGGAGAGGAAAGCCUAGCUCCUUGCGUGGGUCUGUACGGCCAGGAAGCUGGAGAAGAAAGGAGAUUUUCCCUGAGCAGUGACAGGUUGCCACCGUGCGCCACCACCGGGGUGUGGGCGCCUCUUUGUGACACUCCGCCUCCUGCUGUGCACCCGGAGCAGAGCCGGGGCAGCUUUGGUCUCCGAGGGGGUCUGGAUGAAGCUAGAGCUUUACCCUACGCUCUGAACAAAGCCUCUCUACAGGGGGGCGGGGGUGAGGCGUCCUUGGUGGAGGUUGGGGAUCGCUGCUCUGGGUCCGGGCACUUAGUUGCUGCCACACCCGCUCUGUCCGUUUGUCCCCGGUGCCACGGACCCGCACGCUGCCCCUCCCCCCAGGAGAGCUGGAGGCAGCGCACUGCAUCAGAGGAGUCUGGGCAACUGGUAACUGCUUCUGCAGCCUCCUGACCGCCCUUUGGCCCAUCUUCCCUCCCUGACGUUCUAAACCGGACCAGGGACAAAGGACCUUGGCCCUUCUGAUGGCGUGGGGUGGAGACGGCUGUUUCUUUGGAAGUUGCCAAAUGUGUUGUUGUAUCCCAAAGUGUUGUUACUUCUGUGCUUGUCUCUUGGAAACGCCUUGACGGAACACGUGCUGUCUGUGUGUCUUCUUGUGUCCGACCUCGGCACGCCGGCCCCACCGCGGAGUCAGCGCCCUCAGCCCACAGUGCGCCGUGUCAGCUGGGCAGUCUGCAGCCUCCUGGCGCCCCACCCCUUGCGCCCUCCUUGUCGCCGCUUGCUCUGGAGUGCGGGGUCCUCGAGCGCGUGCUGGCCCGGCCCUCCUCAGGGCCUCGUGACUGGACUUCUCUCUGCGCUUUGGAGCCCUGCUGACUCGGGCCAGUGCGCCCUCCCUGUGCUGGACGACCUUUAGCGGUGUGCCACGUGGUCCGGAGCCUGGGGCGAGGUCUCCAGAAGUGACCAUCUCCUGAGCCCUGCACUGCCGUGCCCACCUCGUCUCCAGGGUCUCGCUUUGUCCUGAUUCCUCAGUGUGUGGAGCAGUGGGGGUGAGGAGUCCACCGCUGUGGCCCCGCCCGCAACCCAGCCAUGCCAGGUUAGCGCAGCUUCUGCCCACAGCAAACGUCACAGGUCUCCACCCAGUCAGCUUCAGGGGCGGACAAGAUUUGGGCGUGUGACGGAGGGACAACUGGCUGGCUGCCCGCUGGAGGGGCCUUAGUGAGUGGCAUGAGAGGGGGGAUGGUUGCUUUGGGCUGCCCCACAGCCGGCCUCGGCCCCACCCGGGGACGCCGCUGGAGGCCCAAGGGCAGUGGCGAGGCCCUCAGCCCGGCAGCUCCGCUGGUUUGCAGAACAGCACCUGGACCGUUCUCUGAGAGCUCCGAGGUCACCCGCUGUCCCGAGGGCUGGCUUCUGCCACCUCGUGGCAGCCAGUGACAAUUAUUCCAGUGCUCCGGAAGUGAAGAUGACUCGUUUCUUAAGGCCUUUGGAAGACUACUGUACCAUUUCCUUUAUGAACCAAGUCAGUAUUUUCCCUGAGCGCCUUCUCGCACCUGGGGGCAUCCAGGUGAUAACCCCACUUGUUGGUCUGUGUCACGUGACCAGGGACCCACACUCUCCAGCGGCCUGAGGCUGGAGGUGGGAAGAUUCCUGCUUCCUUCCCUGCCAGUCUGAGGCCUGGCAUCUCACGGGACACUGAAGUACGCGUCAGCUCUGGGGCCCACGCGCCUUCCUGGUCUGUGAGAGGGUCCAGCCUCCUGUAAAGUGACUCUUUCCACAGUCUGAACCGAUCUCAGGGUGUCUGGGGAGGCAGAGUGGAGGCAGGACCUAGAUGCUAAGGGGGAGGGCCGAGAGGACACCCACCCCCAGUGUGGCCUUUGAUCCAGACGCUAGGAACCAUGCUGUCACUUGUGGGUGCCCUUUGUUACCGUGUGUGUUUGAGAAAGUCUGAAAUGCUGUGGCUUUUUUGUCAAUAAAGACGUGAAACCAA
Molecule: messenger RNA, 2869 nt
Organism: Condylura cristata (star-nosed mole)
Lineage: Eukaryota; Metazoa; Chordata; Mammalia; Eulipotyphla; Talpidae
Gene: KCTD2
Product: potassium channel tetramerization domain containing 2
Exons: 6
Biological process (GO): proteasome-mediated ubiquitin-dependent protein catabolic process; protein homooligomerization
Cellular component (GO): Cul3-RING ubiquitin ligase complex; cytoplasm
Molecular function (GO): cullin family protein binding
Source: RefSeq, a predicted model, not a curated record